GACUACCCGACGCAUACAGUAGAGUUCCAAUCCAGUCGAGACUGAACUAGACACAUUGUCUUCUCCACCUGCGAGAUCAUAAGAUAGAAUCCCUGAAAUGUGUUCCGACGUUGACUCUGCCGGGAAAGUGGCUGCGUUUGUGUCUAACUGGAAAUGGACGUUGACCAACCGGCGCGCGACGCGUCGAAACGACUUCAACGUCCAUGCUACAACUUCUCGUCCACGUCCACUCACUGGCAGUCCCAAUGGGCAUGCCUGGCAACUCGGCGUAUUCUCGACGGCUUGUAGAGUCUUCCAGCUUUUCAAAAUCCAAUCCUCUCUCUCGACCUUCAGUCCUCCUCUUUGAUGUCCGAACCCGAGUCCUCCGUACCUUUCGAACCUCUGUCGCAGAACCACAUCCUCCCUCGAGGUCCAUGUCCACCACCCUUUCGCCUACAAGGCACCCUAUACAGUUCAAUCUCCACCGAGUUUCCCUUUACAUAUCUCGCUCCUCGAGUCUCCUUUAUCUGCCCUUCUCACCGCUUGAGCCUCAGAGCAUGGUCUACAAGAGCAACCGGGAAGGACCCAGAUACUGGUGGAUAUGUAUCGGAACGUAACCCUAAGCCAAUUAUCGGUUCAAAAGAAGUUUCGCGGUCCAGUUGUCGGUAUCUGACUAGCUCUGCCCCGUGCCACCUGCCUAUUAUUUGCCCCGCGAAGAACGGCAGAAUGGAGUGGCAGAGUCAAAGGAUAUUAGACGUCCAGAGCCUCGCACGGGGCAGUGAAAGACGGUUUCGCCAUGCGUCAAUUGGUAAGCGUCCUGAAGGAUCGCGCGUCGGCAUCCUAAGCUGGGCAUUAUACGUGAUCAUAUAUGGGAUGGCCUGGAUGAUAUGAGCGCGGAGCAGACUCUGAGAGAGCGGAGAUGAAUCGUUGUCUUGGGAGGUGCCUGUAUCUUGCCUAGAACGCAAAGACGUCUAGCCUACACACAAGACUGCUGGAAGGCCCUCGUGGGAAUUGAUGAGAUCCACUGGUCGGAAUCAGGCUCAUGUUGCUUGUAGCCAGGUCUCAGAGAUUCCUUCGGGACUUUCGUACGAUGCAUCUUCAACUUGGCCCUUUGCCUGUUCCGGCCGGCAGUACUAGCACAAUCCUUCCGACAUGAUUCUAGCACAGCCUGCCACUCCUCUCCACCUCGAGUUUGUGCAUGCACCGCUUUCGAGCGGCAGCUCAUUCAACCACCGCGUAUCAGAGCAACCGCUAUCAGAUGCGUACUUCUGCCUGCAGAAGAUCCCGAUCAGCCGCGUCAAUCAUCCGCAUCGUGUUCAGCACGGUGAGAUGGAGAGCGCCGAUUCAGUGGGCCCUUGAUCUUCGGAUCUGGGAACAUGAUGAACCCCAUUACGGUGGGAAGAGGGCGAUUUUUGAAGAUGUUCUUUGUGCGCCCUGCCUGGAAUAUGGCAAACGCCCUUCGACCGCAGCCAUUGCAGCAAGAGAAGAGGAAAUCAAAAUCUUGUCUCUGAGGUUACUGUAUCACACAUGAGAGAGGCAUCUAUCCUGUUUACAGGGCUUGGACAUUGGAUCCGCGGGAGGAUUCUGCUACAAUGGGAAGAAAAUCAUUGAGGAUGUCGUGGACCACAAAAUGGGCGAAGGGAUGACUGCCGGAGGAUUGGAGCUCGACCACACGCACGGAGAAUUCGCCUGCCACCUACCGUCUUUACUAUAACCCGCCCAAAAACGUGCAAAGCGGACUGCUCUUGUCGCAUUACGCCAUCCUUCGCCUAGAACCAGGGUUCAAAUCUGUCGCGACGAGUUCCGAAGUCUAGUUGUUUUAUUUCGGACUAUUUAACGCCAGUUUCCUCAAUCUCGGGCAGAAGAUUUCCUACGGUAGCUUUCAUGGGACUUGAGAUGGCUAAGACAAUGGACGCAGAAGGAUACGUCAAGUCUUCAAGACGGGACCUCUCUCGAGUGAGGAUCAAAGCUUUGGCUUGUCUGUUCUUGAAGCUUGCCUUCUGGGCUCAUUGUUUUGGUUGUCUCCUUGACGUUAUGGAAGAUGCUUUGUAGGAAUUUUUGCCUAUGGUAGCUGGCGCCAAUGACGUUCUUUGAACACAACAAGGAUGACUCUAGGCUCACUUGAAGUGACGGUUCAGAAGCGGGAGUUGGUCGGAGGCGGAAGUUCGCAGGAUGCAAUUUUACUGCGUUUGGGAUGACAAAAGUUAGACGGGCUGUCCAGAGGACUGUUCCUGGAUACUUGUAUGGUUCACGGACAGUCCUCACGGUCUUUUUAUAAGUCUCUCACAUUCCCGCCAGUGGCUGAGAAGUGCUAAUAGUGUGCUAGGUGUUUGUCAGAUAGCGACGAUAAGGUUUGUGCUGGGUUGUGAGCUUCUUAUGUACCGAGAGUUCAGGAGGACCUACCCCGGCGUUACAGUGAAUGAACCAGAGGAACUUGAAGUGAAUCAUUCUGUUCCCUGGACAAUGGUGCUUCUGGUGCACCUGGGAGUGCUCAUCGCCACUCUUGAGCUAUUGCUGCCUUUUCUUCGCGAAGACAUAUAUUCUCUUCUCUUUCUCCCAAGUUACCUCAAACAACUCACAUCUUUCACCUCAAACCUUUCCAUCUCAUAUCUUUCUAUCUCGCGAUUUCCUCCACUCCAUUCGCGAUCUUCACUUUCCUUCCAUCUCUUCUCACCUCUCACUCUCCCUCUUCUCUCAACCUACGCCACAAACCCAACAAUGCCUUACCUGAACACCGACUCCGGGGACACCACCACCACCACACCUUCUACCUCUUCCUCUUCUAUUGCCGACGACGCCCACCCAUCCCUCGGGUGGAUGCUCCAACAACACAGAGACUACCACGAAAGCCCCGGCUGCAAAUGCCACAUAACCGUCUUUGACGCCGGCGACAUCCCACGGAGCAACUUUGGCUCUUUUGCAGAAGGGCUGCUGAACUCAGUGCAGUCCUUCCCAUUAGUUGUGGAAAAGUCCAUCCAGGGACUCGGGGCAAUACGGUUGGAGAUCUGGGGCACCAGCGCCCGGGCUCUCACCAGCUGCCACUUCAAAGUGGUAUUCCAACUGGAACUCGACCAUAUCGUCGAGCACGGGUGGCCUCCGGCCUCGCAACUCCCCGCGGAACCGCUGAGUCUGCGGGAGAUUCAGGCGGUGGCCUCCCAGCUCCGGCGGAAGAGGGCGAGAAAGUCACCGGCGCUGGUCCACCAUGAUGUCCUGGAACUCCUCACGGACAUCUACCCCGAAGAGAGCGAGGAGAGCGGCGGAGAGGAUGAAUGAUCCUGGGGUGGGGCCGAUAGUAGUCGGUACACGCUUCAGAAAGCACUCGGUUCGACGACCCACGAAGGAAACGAAGGAAACGAAGGAAUUGGUCAUUAUCGGCCAUACUAGCGCGGUGUUGGAUAGGUUGGCUCUAUUUGCUUGGGUUUGGGUUUGGGUUUGGAUUGUGCACAUUUUCCAUGGGUUUGCAGCGAAGGUUUUCCCAGCAAUGGCGUUGAUGGAUACUGAGAGGGCUGUGAGAUUGGUGGCGGUAUUGCUGGGGGUCCAGCACAUACUGUGUACAAUAAAUCUGAUUACCCUGCUACGAUGGAUUUCUAGAUGAGGCCACCGUUACACUUUCAGAAUGGCCGCAUCUAUGGAAUACCUGGAUUUUGAGUUCAAUCUGGGUAAUUAGGUAAGGUAGUUCAACGGCGCGCGUGUCGAUCACCCCUUUUUCAGUUCAGCCUUGGAACAAGGUUUCCUUGGACGGUGGACUCGGCUGGACGUACCAAACCAGCCGUCGAGAUCCCAGUGGUACUCACCCUGACGAGUUCUUUCUGCAUGUCCUGGUACAGUACCUUGCCACCUCGAGUGGAGCAGAGUUGAGAAGCUGUGCAUGAUCGAGCUGGACGUAAUAGGAUGAAUGCAAUGUUUGGGAUCCCUGCA
Messenger RNA from Exophiala dermatitidis NIH/UT8656, 3897 nucleotides. RefSeq lists its product as uncharacterized. The transcript has a single exon. The record is from RefSeq and is a predicted model, not a curated record. The coding region runs from base 2356 to 3252 and encodes 298 amino acids. Lineage: Eukaryota; Fungi; Ascomycota; Eurotiomycetes; Chaetothyriales; Herpotrichiellaceae.